UUCUUUUUCCUUUUUUUUUUCUUCCUUUCUUCUUCAUUAUGGAUCCAGAAACAAAAAACAAGCUUAUUUUAUUACAUGCUGCACUUAUGGUAUUUGUAUGGAUGCUUGCUGUCCCAAAAAAAGGGCAAAACAUGGGGCCCAAAGUACAUAUGCUUAUCAUGACAACAGCAGGAUUUGUGCCUUUUACUAUUUCAGCAUUUAUUGCAUUUGGUAUAUCUGGUCAACUUAAACUCAAACCACAUUCUGGCAUUGGCACUGCUUUAUCUAUUGGAGUAUGGUCUCAAGUCAUGUUGGGUACUGUAAACCAUCUCUUGUUUCGUUAUCGUCGAAAGCAUCAUUGUUUGCCUCCUAAACGCCCUUGGAACAAUCAUGUUCAUAUUUGGCUUGGCCGACUAUUACUGUUUAUGGCAUUAAUUAAUAUUCCUUUAGGUAUGAGGAUCAAAAAAGCAGCAAUGCCACUGUAUAUUCUUUAUGGUAUCUGGUUAUUAGUCUUGGCUAUCGCAUUUUUAUGGCUUGCCUUUCUUUCUGAAAAGAAACAAGACACAGUUGAACCUGAUAAAGAAGUAGAAAAAAUGGCUAUAAAUGAAACAAAGGCAUAGGGUUGUGACUAAAUUUAGAAUUAG
Messenger RNA from Gilbertella persicaria, 623 nucleotides. RefSeq lists its product as uncharacterized. The coding region runs from base 39 to 599 and encodes 186 amino acids. NCBI's taxonomy places the organism in Eukaryota, Fungi, Mucoromycota, Mucoromycetes, Mucorales, Choanephoraceae. The record is from RefSeq and is a predicted model, not a curated record. The transcript has 3 exons.